Messenger RNA from Nicrophorus vespilloides, 1424 nucleotides. It is a transcript of the gene Sas10, whose product is annotated as something about silencing protein 10. Gene Ontology annotation, cellular component: nucleolus; small-subunit processome. Gene Ontology annotation, biological process: maturation of SSU-rRNA from tricistronic rRNA transcript (SSU-rRNA, 5.8S rRNA, LSU-rRNA). The transcript is spliced from 5 exons. The record is from RefSeq and is a predicted model, not a curated record. Lineage: Eukaryota; Metazoa; Arthropoda; Insecta; Coleoptera; Silphidae. Bases 78 to 1424 code for a protein of 448 amino acids.
UUAUUUGAACUACUGUGGAAGUUAACCAUAACAUAACCAACAAUUGAUUCAGUAUCAAUUUUCACGUGGAUGUCAACAUGCGGCCGAAGGAACAUAUAAAAUUACAAGACUCUGAUUAUGAGCCUACAGACUCUGAUGAUGAUUUAUCAGAGAAUGACUUAAAGCUGUUAAAGAAAGCAAGAAAUAAAGGACCCAAAUAUUCAGACUCUGAAGAAGAAAUCUAUGGGGUACGUUCAGAAUCUGAAGAUGAAGAGGAUGUGCAAAGUGAAAUUGCUCUUAGUGAUGUCGAAGGACAGGAGGAUGAUGGUUUACCAAAUGCAAAAGCAUGGGGUAAAAAGAAGAGUCAUUACUAUGCUACUGACUAUGUAGAUCAAGAUUAUGGUGGCUUCCAAGGCCAGGAUGCAGAAGAUGCAGAGAAGGAAGAGGAAGAAACAAGAAAUUUACAAGCUGAAUUAGUGAAGCAGCUAGAUGAUGAUGACUUCUCUUUAGGAUUUGAGGCUAAAGAGCAACCUAAAGUUGAAAAAGAAGUGGUGAAGGAAGUAGUUAAAACUGAUAUUACUACUUUAAGUAAGAGACAAAGAUUAGAACUCUUGCAGAAAGAAUCACCUGAAUUUUUUGGAUUAGUAGAAGAUUAUGAAAGUAAAAUGGAAUUGAUUAAAGAUAUAAUUUAUCCAGUAAUCAAACUCAUAAAACAGAAUAAAAUUGAAGAUUGUCGUGCAAAGGAUUUUGUCAUGACGUAUUACGAAUUAAUUUUAAAUUACUUUAACAACAUUUACAUGUAUAUGCUUUUAAAAUCGAAUCGCGUGAACGUCCAAAAGCAUCCAAUCAUAAAGAGGUUGUAUCAAUUUCGCGAACUGUUAAAUAAAAUGGAACCCGUUUUUGAUGAAGUAAUUAAGCCUCAACUGGAACUGCUUGUUGCUAAAGUAAAUGAUGACGACGAGGGAUUACAAGUGAAAUCAAAGAAGAAGAAAACUUUGAAAUUAUUGUCCAAAUUGAGUAAGGAGAAGAAGGAAGUUGAAAAUAAGAAAAAGAAGAAGUUGGAUGAAGAGGAUAUUGACGAGGAAGUAGUUCAACCCAAGAAGAAACUUAAAGAAAGUGAUGAAGCUAUGUUGGAGGAUUCUGAUGACGAGGAUGAGGAGGACGAGGAUGGAGAAAAGGAAGAAGGGGAGGAAGAAGAACAAGCUGUAACUCAGGAAGGUGACACGAGACGUCAAAUUACUUAUCAAAUGUUCAAGAACAAGGGCUUGAUGCCAGUCAGAAAGAAGGAGCAAAGAAAUCCAAGGGUUAAGCAUAGAAAUAAGUACAGGAAAGCUAAAAUUCGCAGGAAGGGUGCUGUGCGGGAAGUGCGAACGGAAAUGUCCAGAUAUGGUGGUGAAAUAUCAGGAAUUAAAGCAUCUGUUACAAAGAGUAUCAAGAUUAAAUAA